AUGAAAAUUUCCACACUCCUUAAUAAAGCAUUAAGUUUCGUGCAAUUAAUUGUUGGAGAGAUGGUUGGUACAUAUUUUCUGAUAUUUGUGGGGUGCGCAUCAGCUCUCAUGGAUGCUCAUAAGCACAACAUGGGUAUAGUGGGCGUUGCAAUUUCUUGGGGUUUCAUUGUUAUGGUGAUGAUAUACACAAUUGGUCAUGUAUCAGGAGGCCAUUUCAACCCAGCUGUGACCAUUGCCUUUGCAUCUGUUGGCCGCUUUCCAUGGAAGAGUGUGCCCGCUUAUGUUGCAGCUCAAGUCCUGGGUUCGACUCUUGCUUGUGCAACUUUAAGGAUCUUUUACCAGACCAAGGGGGUUUAUGUUUCUAUGACACUGCCCUCAGGGACUUGGAUUGAGUCACUCGGAUGGGAAUUUAUAAUCACAUUCCUUCUCAUGUUUGUGAUUUGUGGAGUGGCGACUGAUAGCAGGGCGAUUGGUAAGCUUUCGGGGGUUGCAGUUGGAGGAACGGUCCUAUUUAACGUACUCAUUGCGGGGGCUGUGUCUGGAGCCUCCAUGAACCCAGCAAGGAGUAUGGGACCUGCAUUUGUAAAAGGGAACCUAGAAAACCUUUGGAUUUAUCUUGUGGGACCCACAGCAGGGGCAAUCAGUGGAGCGUACACCUAUAAUCUACUAAGGCCAAUUAAAGUGCUUUAUGCAUGA
Molecule: messenger RNA, 696 nt
Organism: Amborella trichopoda
Lineage: Eukaryota; Viridiplantae; Streptophyta; Magnoliopsida; Amborellales; Amborellaceae
Source: RefSeq, a predicted model, not a curated record